Molecule: messenger RNA, 2365 nt
Organism: Oncorhynchus keta (chum salmon)
Lineage: Eukaryota; Metazoa; Chordata; Actinopteri; Salmoniformes; Salmonidae
Product: prostaglandin G/H synthase 1-like
Exons: 11
Coding region: 175-2049 (624 amino acids)
Biological process (GO): cyclooxygenase pathway; response to oxidative stress
Cellular component (GO): neuron projection; cytoplasm
Molecular function (GO): oxidoreductase activity, acting on single donors with incorporation of molecular oxygen, incorporation of two atoms of oxygen; peroxidase activity; prostaglandin-endoperoxide synthase activity
Source: RefSeq, a predicted model, not a curated record
CAGUCCCAUGUGUUGUAUAGAAGUGAACCAGGAGAUGGGGAGGUUGCUUACCAUUUUUUUCGCCCCUACCGAAAUGAACUUUCACGUAUGCAAUUCUGUGUGGACUUGUUUUUAGAUUGUAUCUAAACAGCUUCCAGGAAGGAAAUACAUCGUAUUGGUUAUGAGUAUUUCUUCAUGAGUGCAGCAUAUAUUAUUUUUGCACUGCUGUAUUGGGAAGACGCUCCCGCUGAAGGUGCUUAUGCAGUAAAUCUUACAAUGAGAGAGUGCGUCGUAUGCGUCUGGGCAUGUAUCCUGCUGCAAAUGUUACCAACAUGUCGCGGGGAGGAGGUGGAAGACGUCAGUACUGUUGUGAAUCCCUGUUGCUAUUACCCCUGUCAGAACUGGGGUGUGUGUGUCAGGUUUGGCAUUGACCGCUAUGAAUGUGACUGCACUCGUACCGGCUUCUAUGGACAGAAUUGCACUAUCCCUGAGUUCUGGACGAGAGUCCACCAACAGCUGAAGCCGAGCCCUGACGUGGUCCACUACAUCCUCACACACUUCCACUGGCUGUGGAACCUCAUCAACAGGACCUUCAUGCGGGACUGGCUCAUGAGGGUGGUGCUCACAGUCAGAUCCAACCUUAUUCCGAGUCCUCCUACCUUCAACUCCAAGUAUGGAUACCUCAGCUGGGAGUCCUACUCCAAUGUUUCCUAUUACACCCGUAUCCUACCCCCUGUGCCAGAAGACUGCCCCACCCCUAUGGGUACCAAAGGAAAGUCUGUCCUCCCAGACCCAAAGCUGGUGGUGGAGAAGUUUCUUCUGAGGAGGCAAUUCAGGCGGGAUCCAAGGGGAACCAACCUAAUGUUUGCUUUCUUCGCUCAGCACUUCACCCAUCAGUUCUUCAAGACCCGAAACAGUAUGGGCUUGGGCUUUACCAGGGCUCUGGGGCAUGGGGUGGAUGCCGGCAAUGUCUACGGAGAUAAUCUGGUGCGUCAACUGAACCUCCGGCUUCUUAAAGACGGAAAGAUGAAAUAUCAGGUGGUUAAAGGUGAGGUGUACCCUCCUACGGUGGCUGAGGCGGAGGUGAAUAUGAGAUACCCUCAAGAGACUCCCGUGGGGCAGCGUAUGGCCAUCGGGCAGGAGGUGUUUGGGCUGUUGCCAGGCCUCACCAUGUAUGCCACCCUGUGGCUGAGAGAACACAACCGCGUCUGUGACAUCCUGAAGGCAGAGCACCCCACCUGGGGGGACGAGCAGCUCUUCCAGACCGCCAGGCUCAUCGUAAUAGGUGAGACCAUCCGGAUAGUGAUCGAGGAGUACGUGCAGCACCUGAGUGGCUACCUGUUGGAUCUGAAGUUUGACCCAGUCCUGCUCUUCAAGUCCACGUUCCAGUACAGGAACCGCAUCGCUGUGGAGUUCAAACAGCUGUACCACUGGCACCCCCUGAUGCCAGACAGCUUCCACAUAGACGGAGACGUGGUGCCCUACUCCCAGUUCAUCUUCAACACCUCCAUCGUCACACACUACGGGGUGGAGAAACUGGUGGACGCUUUCUCCCGCCAGUGUGCUGGACAGAUAGGAGGAGGUCGGAACAUCCACCCAGUGGUGACCAAUGUGGCCGAGGGGGUUAUUGAAGAGUCCAGGACUCUGCGUCUCCAACCCUUCAACGAGUACAGGAAGAGGUUCAACCUGAAGCCCUACACAUCUUUCUCUGACUUCACUGGUGAGGAGGAGAUAGCCAGGGAGCUGGAGGAGCUCUAUGGUGACAUCGAUGCGCUGGAGUUCUACCCCGCCAUCAUGCUGGAGAAGACACGCCCCAAUGCCAUAUUUGGUGAGAGCAUGGUGGAGAUGGGGGCUCCGUUCUCCCUGAAAGGCCUUCUGGGUAACCCCAUCUGUUCCCCUGAGUACUGGAAGCCCAGCACAUUUGGAGGCCAGACAGGCUUUGAUAUAGUCAACUCGGCCUCGCUGGAGAGACUGGUGUGUCUGAACACUAAUUGGUGUCCAUACGUAGCCUUCAAUGUCCCUCCAGCCGGGCAGGAGGAGCCGCCAAGGAAACAGUCCACUGAACUGUAAGCCAUUGUGAUUACUGUAUCCAUGGUUACGGUAGUUUUUUUUUAUGGUCUCACCGUAGUGCCCAUGUCCACCUACAAUGCCUAUACUGUAUACUACAUUUACAAUGCAUAGGCUGCAUUUAUGAAUCAUUCCCAUGUUGCUUAUGUCCUAUGUACAGGUGACUGACAAAAUAAAGGAAACGCUUGAAUAAAUGAGGAAGACGAGUAUGUUGAAAGCAGUGUGGUUUCGGAGUUAAUGAACCCCCUAAGGUCAAUGUCCGCACCCCAGUGGAAAUAUAAUCCCCAUAAUAAAAUAACUCCCAGAAAAUCAGUCAAUU